Molecule: messenger RNA, 3505 nt
Organism: Mercenaria mercenaria
Lineage: Eukaryota; Metazoa; Mollusca; Bivalvia; Venerida; Veneridae
Exons: 4
Coding region: 231-1067 (278 amino acids)
Cellular component (GO): plasma membrane
Source: RefSeq, a predicted model, not a curated record
UAUUGUCGUUAGGUUAUUCGAUUAUUGAUGUCGCAUCUAUAAUUAUAUAUUGAUCUUUAUAAUUUAACAUAAUCUAUCUACGUAGACGGUUUAAAAUAUAUACAUCAUUUCAAUCUAUUAAUUUGUGAGUAAAGCAUUUAAAUAAAUACAGCAUGAAGGACAUAUUGGGAUAAAAUCAACUUUAAAAAAAAAUGAAAUCUUCAGGAUAGUUUGCUCGCAUAAGGAACAACAUGAAUUUAUUUGGAACAGCUACAGUAUGGGCAAAGAUAGCGCUUGUGUUGAUAGUUAUCGCCUUUGCUCUGCAAAUUGCUGGCUUUGCAACAGAUUACUGGCAACAAACAGAAACUAUACAAGAAAAUGUUGUGUACGAUAUUGGACUUUGGAAUGCACAGAACUGCUCAGGAGGCCAUGACUCAGCUUGUGAUAAAGUUUCUAUUCCAGAUUCCUAUAUCAACGCCUCUUUCAACGUGGUGAGAGGAUUUGAGUGUACAAUUUUGAUAUUGGUGUCAAUCGCAAUGGUGGUGGCUGCUCUCUAUGUGGCAACGGAGAGAUUCCGUGAAAUGUCUAUUGCAGUAUGCGUUGCAGUCGUGUCUUUUCUGGCGGUUACAUUCGGUGUAAUAGCAAUGAUAGUUUGGCUCGCCCAGGUUCCCUCAAACCAUUAUCUUGGGUAUUCCUUUGGACUCUGUGUUCUUGCUUUCGUCCUGAUGUUUUUGGCGGGAGUUUUAAUGAUACCGGAUAUAAGAAAUUACCAGCAACGCCGCGGUCGCGAGGCACUGAAAGUUAAACCGGAAAUCAGACCCACAGCCGUUUACAGACCGUCGAAAUACGACGAAGUUCGGAACCAUGAUUAUUCCUACAACAGAAGAUUCACUCCAGCUACACCAGUGACACCACAGGAGAAAAUACGACACUAUUAUAAUCCUAACAGAGAUGUGUAUAUACGAAGCCCUCCGCCAUCCUAUAGAACAUCAGGAACGCCCGACUACAAAUCAACAUCAAUUCGUACAGAUGUCCAAACACCAGACGUAUAUCUCGGAAGAGAUGGUAGAAAACAUAGACGAUACUAACUAUGUACAAUAUUGUUAUUUAUUUAUUCAUUUCUAUCUCCCUUUUCAAUUGGGGUGAAAUUCUGUUUGUAAUUUUCAACCUGUUAUUCAUGUCUUUUGUAAGUUGUCCAGUCAUUUUGUCUUCCAUUCUUUGAAAAUGCAUAUUAGUAUUGUUUAUAUUGAAUUAUAUAAUGCUUACGUCACUAUAUGUCUGACUGAAUAUUUAAAGCUAUGGUUUACGUUUUCAUUUUCCUCAGUAAAGAGAAAGACUGCAAGGAGUCGGUUAUAAUUUGUAUACUGCUACAGUCAUUACAUAUACUUUUAUUUACAAUAUACACAUUGUAUUACCAAUGUAUUACUCAUGAACACAUUCUGGCGGCUUUCUACCUGUCUGUUCUAUUCAUGUGGUUUGCAUAAAGUUUCAUACAGAUUUUUAUGCCCGUUUCACAUAUUUUGUGCUUGUUAGAUACUUUAGAAAAGAUCUUUUAUUUUGUUUAGAACGACUAUCAUUUACAUGAAAAAUGACAGAAAAAUCUCUCCACUUUAUUCUGCUAAAUAGACACACGUUAAUCAUGUGACAUUUGUUAUCAUCAUAGCUUAGAAUAUCCCUACAACUUGAAGCAUCACCUGACACAAUUUUAUGAUUACAUAAAAGAAGUUGUUUGGAUAAAACCACAUAACAUGUACAUGUGUACGCCCUUUAUUAGACACUGAUAUUUCGAUGGUCAGUUAAUUAUAUUCACAGAAAAGAGCCACCACAGAAAUAAUCUCAUAGUACAGGUAUUAUUUCAAAAUAAACUUGAAAACCAAUGAUGGACAUCGACUAUUGGUAUCUUAGAAAAACCUCAGACAUUGCAAGGCAAAAGAUCAAGGGCCAUAUUCAACAAUGUCCCCAGAGUAAAUAAUCUUUGCAAUCUAUGAUUGUUAACCUAGUGUGAAAAUGUUCAAAAAUGCGGCUCUUACAAUUUCAGACAAUUAAGAAGCAUUUCGGCAGUAUAGGUACUUGGUAAACAAAGUUAUUGUAAGUUGAAUAUAUAGCGUCCUUAUGUUUACUUUUCUGACUAUUGAAAUGUAUUUGAUUUUCUUGUUUUGUCAUGCGCUAAGGGUUAAACAUAAUACAGCAUAAAUGUUUUAAAACAAACUUGACCUACAUUUGUUUUAAUUUUUACAUAAUGUUUUUGUUUGUUUUGUUUGUUUUGUGUUUAACGCCGUUUUUCAACAAUAUUUCAGUAUAAUUAUAUUUAUAUUUCUGUAAUGAAUAAGAACAUGUCAGCUCCAUUUAAACUGAAGCGUUUGUAUUUGUUGUCAGUGUUAUUGAUAAUUUAGCAAAUGUAUAUCUAUAGACUGAAUUGUUGGCUUUAAAUAGAAAAAGACGCAUGACCUUAUUUCUUGUAAUCAUUUCCAAUUUCUAUUUGAUAAUAGUGACGUAUUGGUCGCCAAAUCAAUGUAAAACGUAGACAGGAGCGAUAUAACUUGUUAAGACGUUUGUUAAAGUUAUAACAUAAUAAAUUAUUUCUACCAACGUUGUUGUGUAUCCAGUCUUUCGGAGACUGGUAGAUAUUGAAUGGUAAAAGUGUUUUAAUUAUACAAUUUUCAUACGCUUUCAAUAAAUAUCGAUAACUCGAGCAGUCCGUCAUUUUGCACAAAUUAUAUCGCACAAGACAAGAAGACGGAAAGUAUACUAGUAGUCUUUCUGGUGAGUAAAGGAAAGGCAACACAACAAGCCUAGGUUGAAACGUUUAUUACGGUAUUGUACAGUGUUGCGUUAGGGCCAGCACAUGCUCCAUGUAUAACGCCAAGCGCGGAGGUAUGAUGGCGAAGCGCGAAGUUUUUAUCAGUGCGUCAUCGCUAGCGCCUAUAACCACUACGCUUCGAGUGAUCCCCUAUAAAUGUUAAGCGCGAACGGAUGAGUACGAAAAAAACAAACCGCGAAGUUGUGAACAAUCGGACUUCGUGCUUUGCGUUUUCCUAUAGAAACGAGAAGCGCGGAAGGACGAUGGCAAAGAUAUGAUGGCGAAGUUGAGAGCUUCACCAGCAUAGCUACGCCGCAGCUCAGUCUUGCUUCGCAUUUAUAAAGGGACAUACGAAACACGAAGUGAAAAGAUUAUACCAUCAAACUCCUCUAUUGUACAUUCGCGUUUCGUGAAGGUAUGACGGUAGAAGCUGCGCGCUUCGCCAGUGAACAUCAGCAGUGAUGAUGAUGAUGAUGAUGAUGUAACGUUCUUUAUCCUCGCCUGUGUGAAAAUGAAUUGCAUUUCGUUGACUGUGUAGUUAUAUUUCUUCUAAAUUUCUGCAUCUACGAGCGUACAUUAGUAGCCACCUACUCUUGAUGAAUCCUCUAAGUUCAUUUAGCUAUAUGGUUUCAUGUUUUUCUGUAUUUCAUCUGUUUGCUAAUGUCGAGAACGUCGACGUUUCUGUAAUUAAUUAUUUUAUGUGUAAGAAAUAAAUGUGUCAAUUGA